AUGAAUCAACCUCAAAUUGGUACGUACAACGUAGGCACACGAUUAACAGUUGGGUCACAUCAAGUUGAGAUCAUCAAAUAUCUAACAAGCGGUGGGUUCGCCCAAGUAUAUUCCGUCUUAAUUAGUCCGCCUGACCCUCAUACUAAUACAAACGUUGCAUGCCUAAAAAGAGUAAUUGUUCCAGAUAAGCCUAGUCUAAAUACUUUAAGGGCAGAGGUAGAUGCUAUGAGAUUACUGAAGAACAACAGGUAUGUUGUGUCAUACAUUGAUUCCCAUGCGGCCAAGGCAAUAUUACAGAACGGUUCAUAUGAAGUAUUCGUUUUAAUGGAGUAUUGUGAAAGAGGAGGACUGAUUGAUUUUAUGAACACAAGACUACAAAAUAGGUUGCAUGAAUUUGAAAUUUUGCAAAUAAUAAGCCAAGUUACUCAAGGAGUUGCUGCUAUGCAUGCGUUACAACCUCCGCUGAUUCACCGAGAUAUAAAGAUAGAAAAUGUUCUUAUCUCAACCAACAAUGAGUACAAGCUUUGCGAUUUCGGCUCUGUAUGCGGUAUUAUAAGACUUCCCAGGAAUUCCCAAGAGCUAUCAUAUGUUCAGCAGGACAUUCUGAAAAAUACAACAGCACAAUACCGGUCGCCGGAGAUGAUUGACAUAUUUCGCGGUCUGCCGAUAGAUGAAAAGUCGGAUAUAUGGGCCCUGGGUAUUUUUCUAUACAAGCUUUGCUAUUAUACAACACCAUUUGAAAAGGGUGGUGAACCCGCCAUACUAAGCGGAAAGUUUGAAUUUCCAUUGUAUCCGAACUAUAGUGAACAGUUGAAGAGUUUAAUACGGGAUAUAUUGGUACAGAACCCCUGCCAUAGACCCAGUGUUUUCCAAUUACUAAAGAGAAUAUCAAUUAUGCAAAAUGUUCCGUGUCCAAUAAAUGAUAUACAAACUGUGCAAGCACCUAGCAGUCAUUUGAACUUGACAGAACUCCAUCAGCUUUCUGCAACGCAAAAUAUUCAAAGUUUAAACUCCCACUUAGUCAUGGGAAAUUCGAUACCAACUACUGCAUUCCAGUUCAGCACGCCUGUUAAUAUGGCAACAGCGCAAACACUUCCUAUUAAAGAAGAAUCAAAUAUAUUUUAUGACCCUACUUCGUGUAAUUUUGCCAAGGAUUCUCAGAGCCGUCUGAAUAAUGCAUUAAGUCGCUCACCGUUUGAAUUGGAAGCAGUUAGUGAUUUGAAUAAUGUUAAAGAUGAGGCAAAUUCUACGACUAGGUUAAAGCAAACGAUUGUUUCAGAAGCACAUAAUUUCAGGCAGAAUAAUUCAUUGAACCUAUCUCUGCCGAACAUGAUUCCUCACAACGAUGAUUCUUCGUCCUCAUCAGAUGAAUCUUAUCCAGGAGACACAGAUGAAUUAAAGAAGACGCAAUCUCUAAGUUCAUACUCCACGCGUAGUAACACUAAAAGAGACCAGCCUGUGGAAGAAUAUCUUACUUCUUCAAGCCUGCCGGGUAGUAGCUUCACAGCUGUGCAUACAAAGGUUAAUUUGGACCAUAAAAGUUCAUCGUUUAAGCCAACAUCUACCAAUACAGUUGAUGGCCUCAAAAACAAUACUUUAAGCCUUUCAAAGAAUAACUUACCUGCAUAUGAUUAUGUGGGUGGAUCUAAACAGGAUUUGAAGAACUCCAUCCAACAGCGUAUGCUUGAGAAACUCAAUUCUUCAGAGGAGUCGUUCAACGCUAGAAAGAUAUCCAAUGUGAAGGAAGGUGGGCAAGAAGGGACGAAUAUCCCAAUAAUUUUGAAAUCAAAAGCCUCAACCUUAAAAGACAAAAAGAUAAAACCGACCCCUCCGCCUAAGCCUUUACACCUAAAGCCUAAGCCUCCUCCAAAACCACUGUUCUUAGCAGGGCAAAAGUUAUCCUUGGAAAAGUAA
Messenger RNA from Saccharomyces mikatae IFO 1815, 1914 nucleotides. RefSeq names its product serine/threonine protein kinase ARK1 (gene ARK1). NCBI's taxonomy places the organism in Eukaryota, Fungi, Ascomycota, Saccharomycetes, Saccharomycetales, Saccharomycetaceae. Bases 1 to 1914 code for a protein of 637 amino acids. Gene Ontology annotation, cellular component: cytoplasm. The record is from RefSeq and is a predicted model, not a curated record. Gene Ontology annotation, biological process: actin cortical patch assembly; protein autophosphorylation; actin filament organization. Gene Ontology annotation, molecular function: ATP binding; protein serine/threonine kinase activity. The transcript has a single exon.